Molecule: messenger RNA, 1410 nt
Organism: Sinocyclocheilus rhinocerous
Lineage: Eukaryota; Metazoa; Chordata; Actinopteri; Cypriniformes; Cyprinidae
Gene: trmt10b
Product: tRNA methyltransferase 10B
Exons: 7
Coding region: 429-1229 (266 amino acids)
Biological process (GO): tRNA N1-guanine methylation
Cellular component (GO): nucleoplasm; nucleus
Molecular function (GO): tRNA binding
Source: RefSeq, a predicted model, not a curated record
GUGUCGAUAAAUACACCUAAAUAUUAUUCACCGCAGUUGUGGUGUUUGUGUCGUUUUACGAAAGGUUUUUACAGUGGCUUUAUUUUUUUAGACGCUUAUAAAUCUAAUGUGUUUCAGUUAUUCUUCGCUUCCUCUUUCAGUUUGUCGGAGGAGAUAAUCUUUAGCAGCGUAACAUCAAACUUGCUUUCGCUUUAUCCGUAUCCGUGAUCCUCAUUUCAUCGUGACACACAUACAUUUAUAUCUGAAACAUUUUAGGUGAUUUUUGGUGCUUUGUGGGGAAUAUACAUCCAUCUCACUUUAGACAUAAAACCACAUGGAAGAAGAGAGCUGCUGUUGUGCAGAAAGUGCGUCUAAAGUCGCUCUGUAAGGCGAGACAGUUGAGUCAUAAUAUCGAGAUAAAUUAAUUUCCUAGCGUGUUUCCUGAUUUAAUGCUUGUGCAGAAGAAUGUCAUGCGCAAGCAGCGCAACUGGGAGAGGAGGCCGGAGGCGAAAAAAACCCAAAGAAAAGAGGAGAAACAGAGAAAGAAGCUCAACAGACAAAGUAAAGAUGUGAAUGAAUUCCGCCCACAGCUCAGUAAACGUGUCAUAAAAGCAAUUACCAAAGAGAGACUGGAGGAGGCCAGAGGAGCAGGACUGCGCCUGUGUGUUGAUCUCAGCACGACUGACUGUCUGUCCUCAAAGGAAAUCUGCCGCCUUGCAUGUCAGAUCAGGCGCCUUUACGGAUGCAAUAAAAAAGCCUUACAGCCUUUCCGCGUGUUUCUGACGGAGUUAAAAGAGGACAGUCUGCUGUAUAAGGAGUGUGUUCGGAUGAAUGACGGCUUCCUGAAUUAUUUGAUUGAUGUGACUGAGGAGAGCUGGUUUCAUCUGUUUCCCUCUGAAGAUGUGAUAUAUUUAACUCCAGAUGCAAGUGAAGCUUUAGAGUAUGUGGAGGAAGAUAAAGCUUAUAUCCUAGGAGGUUUAGUGGAUGAAACCAUACAAAAGAAAAUAAGCUACACGAGGGCGAAAGAGCUCGGCAUUUGCACGGCGUGGCUGCCGAUUGAUGAGUACAUGGUGAAGCGGCCAAACCCCAAAAACUUCCACUCCAAAAAUCCUAUGUUUGAAAUCCUACUGACAUUUCGGGACACUAAAGAUUGGACUAAAGCGCUUGCUGCUGGUAUCCCUCCUGGAAAAGGUUACAUGGUGGCGUCAGCAGCAUCUACAGACAUAAUAAACCCUUCAGAAGAGCUUUAGACACUCGCGGACUUUGGCUUCAUAGUGUUUAUAAGGCCUUGAGCCUGUAAUAGUGUUAUGAACUCAUCUAUAAUGGAUAACUUUGUCUGACUGAAGUAACUUGAAUCAAUAAUAUUCAAAAUACUUGACUGCGUCUUUUGUAUCACGUUUGAUUUAUUUCGAAAUGCUCUAAUUCAGUUGU